Molecule: messenger RNA, 1287 nt
Organism: Stylophora pistillata
Lineage: Eukaryota; Metazoa; Cnidaria; Anthozoa; Scleractinia; Pocilloporidae
Source: RefSeq, a predicted model, not a curated record
UUUUUUUUCCUCAAGCCAAUUUCCAUCAUGGCGGCUGUGCUGAUGAAGUAGUUUCCUCUUUUAGAUGUACAAAUUCGUGAUGUUGCUUCUAGAUUCCUUUUCAAUGUCCAGCCAAAAGGUUCGCCAAGGUCCAUCUCCUCCGUCAGUCGAACAGAUUUUAGAAGAUUUGGCAGCGGCAAGCGACGAUGAUGUCGUGUUUAAGUCGUCUAUCGUAGCAGGAGAUUCAGCCCAAAUGUCCAAGGGAAAAGGAAACAAAGUGGUCAGUCAUUCGGAUAAUGUUAUGGAUCUCUCAGCCGGUGGAGAUACAUCUGAAAAUAAAGGAAAUGCAGAUGAACUCAAAACAAAAAGUCAAUCUAACGAGGAGCUCUAUGGUGUAGCUGCUUCAUUUUUGAAAGAAUUUAGGACAUUAGAGUCUUCUCAGGAAUGCCUCAACAGUGUGGACCAAGAUUUAAAGUCAAAGAAAGAAGAAUUAGAUGAAGCCAUCACUAAAGUAAAAGAAGCAUGGGAAGUUGAAAAACCUGGCAGUUAGUGAAAUUUCAGGUGUAAAGAGCCAGAUAAAAGCUAAAAUAAGUUCUACAUUUGAACAAGCAAUCACUUUUGAGCAGUCAUUUGUCACAUGUGCAAGGCAUAGAUCAUAUUUAAACAUGUGCUCUUACUAGAAAGAUUUGAAAAUUACUUUCCUGACAACAUCUCUUUUAUUUGGAAGUUCCUGGGGAAGGACGGCUAAGAUUUGACCCUAGAUAUUCAGUACAGUAUUACAGAGACGAACCUCUUUUUCUAAUCUGUUCAGAGAUAUUUUAUCUUUAUUCUUUUUAAUCUGUUCUGUAAUUUGAAUUUUUUCUGGUACUUUAAGCAUCUUGUCAGGCUUGCUGACAAAAAUCUAUUUUUGUGAUUAUUCAGAUUUUUUAGGUUAGGAAUGAGUGAGGGAGAUGCUGAUUUUAUUCUUUUCCAUUACCUCCUGAUUACUGAGUCCUCAAAAUUCCAUAAAACCACCAUAAAACAUUUUGAUCUUAUUGUAUUUUAAUCCCCAUUGGCUGUCUGAUGGGCAGUCAUAAUCAUUGUUGAAUUUGAUGUAUGUAAAUGUGUUCUCUUCAGCCCCUGACCUCGAGGAUAAAGUUCAUUGCUCCCGCAUCAUUAGUUAUUUUUAGACUCUUUUUACCUCUCAGUGUGCAGCAUUGAAAGCUUUAUAACUAUGAUUAUUUAUUUGAAUUCAAAGUAUUUAAAUCAGUUAAAAUAUUGCCAUGUAUAGUGGUGGAAAAAAAUAAAUUGGAUUUACAAUUCAAAGAA